AAAUUUGACUUGAGUUUUCUUGCAGUCAUUUAACGACAGAGACUGAUCACACGAACUGGGUGUUCUGCAGAGAUUAAAAAAGACAAAACUCAAUCAUGGCUGAAGCAUCUAGAAAAUCAAAGAUUUCUGCAUCCCGCAGACUUGCCCUUAAGACCAAGCUGCUGAAAACGGCAACUGUGAUGUUGGAGGAGGAAAAAGAGCAAAAGAAGCUGAAGAGAGAGACGACUUUGAGGGAGAGAGUCCCUCCACUUCAGCUGUCUGGUUUGUCUCUGCAGGACCUUCAGGCUCUGUGCAAAGAACUGCACCAAAAGAUUGAUGUGGUAGACGAAGAACGGUAUGAUACUGAAGUGAAAGUUGCCAAAAACAACAAGGAGAUUGAAAAUCUUUCUCAAAAAGUCUUUGACUUAAAAGGUAAGAUGAAGCGGCCUGCUCUCAAGAGGGUGAAGAUCUCAGCUGAUGCCAUGUUGGGUGCUCUGCUGGGAUCCAAGGUCAAAGAGUCUGUGGACUUUAAGGCAAAUCUGAAGACAGUGAAGAAAGAGGAGGAGAAGAAAGAGGAGGUGACUGAUUGGCGUAAGAAUGUGGAGGCCAUGUCUGGUAUGGAGGGCAGGAAGAAGCUGUUUGAUGCUGGACAAUAGAUUCACAUUUUGGACAGCACUUAAAAUAAAAUCUUAAUGUCAGGAUGCACAAUGAGUAACUACAAAGUGUAUGUUUUAGUGUCAGUGUGUUAAAAGACUUGCAAAAAUAUUAAUUGGAGUGAUGUUUUGCAAAUACACAAAUUGCACUUUGUUGAAGUUUUAUCUGGUUUGUAUGUUCACCACAGUCAGAAAACAGCAGAAUUUGCCUUAAUUCUUUAUCUUAAAAUGUCUGCAAAAUACCAUCAUCAUCAUAAUAAUAACAACAACAACAAUAAUAAUAAAAAUAAACUUCUGAUACAGAAAACUGUCACUGUACUUUUUCUUUUACAUCUUUUAUGAAAUUUUUUUAAAGCCACAAAGUUGUUAUAGCACACUCUAAAAAAUGUUUUGUUGGCUUAACGUAAAAAAAUUAAGGUAACAAUUUGCAUGGAUCUUUUUAAGUUACUUCAGCUUAGCCACUAUAGCGUAAAUGCCACAAGAGUUCUCUAGUUAGGCAAACUCUAUUCCUUACGUACAAACAACAUGAUUUGCUUUGUCCUCUACAAGCUUAAUUAAGUUGAACCAACUUAUUUUUAAUUGUUUAAAAAUUACUCCAUUUAGUUAUUAAAACUUAUUUUUUUACUUUUAUUCUACUCAGAAAUAUCCAUGCAAAUUGUUACCUUAAUUUUUUUGAGU
Messenger RNA from Oreochromis aureus, 1310 nucleotides. RefSeq names its product troponin I4b, tandem duplicate 2 (gene tnni4b.2). Bases 96 to 635 code for a protein of 179 amino acids. The transcript has 8 exons. The record is from RefSeq and is a predicted model, not a curated record. Gene Ontology annotation, cellular component: troponin complex. Lineage: Eukaryota; Metazoa; Chordata; Actinopteri; Cichliformes; Cichlidae. Gene Ontology annotation, biological process: muscle contraction.